Molecule: messenger RNA, 582 nt
Organism: Rotaria sordida
Lineage: Eukaryota; Metazoa; Rotifera; Eurotatoria; Philodinida; Philodinidae
Source: the annotation of a GenBank genome assembly
AUGAUUGUUGAUCCACGUGAUAUUAAACUUCCAGCAUAUAUAGCAGUGUCCCUUGGUCUUAUUGCGUUUAUUCUUGCAUGUAUUGGUAUAGGUACACCUUCAUGGCAAAUUACUUACAGGGAUGCACCAAACAAUACAUCACCAUCGACGACCACAAAUUUCUACUAUGUAUGUUAUACAUCCAAUUCAUCAUGUACAAGUAAUACAUAUACAGCUGAUUCGUAUAUUCAUUUGAGACAAGCUUCUGGAUUAGCUAUUGUUGGUAUUCUGUUUUUGUUUGCUGGUACUUUUGGAACACUUUUAGUUGGACUACGUUCAUCUGAUGUUACGUUGAGUGUUAAAGGUUCGCGUCGUCAUGAUUUACAUAUUUUUUUAGGUCCAUUAUGUUUAUUUAUUGGAACAAUUACAAUGUUAGCUGCAUUAUCCGAGGGUUCGCAAACAAUUAUGUAUAAUGGUUAUUCAGCCAAUUUAUAUCAAGCAGCUCAUGUUUUCGCAAUAUUUGCGUUAGUUGGCAGUGCUCAUGCAUCAGGCAGACGCACAUUAUCAGUUGAAGUUUCUCCCGAACUAUUAUCAUCCGCAUGA